Messenger RNA from Talaromyces atroroseus, 2598 nucleotides. Its product is annotated as DNA replication licensing factor mcm3. Lineage: Eukaryota; Fungi; Ascomycota; Eurotiomycetes; Eurotiales; Trichocomaceae. Gene Ontology annotation, cellular component: MCM complex; nucleus. Gene Ontology annotation, biological process: DNA strand elongation involved in DNA replication; DNA replication; mitotic DNA replication initiation. Bases 1 to 2598 code for a protein of 865 amino acids. Gene Ontology annotation, molecular function: ATP binding; single-stranded DNA binding; single-stranded DNA helicase activity. The record is from RefSeq and is a predicted model, not a curated record. The transcript has 8 exons.
AUGGAUGGAGUCCAGUUUCCAGAGGAAACUGCGGAGGAUCGUGUGCGAGCUGCCACCGAGUUUUUAGACCCCACUGAUACUCGUGCUCGGAGUUACCGUGCAGAUAUUGUGUUGAUGCUAAAUCGAGGUCUCAGAAGAUUGACGGUUAGCAUCGAUGAGAUAAGAGCACACAACCGAGAACUUGCAGACGGUCUUCUCAUGUUACCGUUUGAAUACACGGAGGCAUUCAAUAAAGCCCUAAAAGCCGUCGUGAAGACUCUCCCAAAUCGGCCGUCAAGAGAAACCGCCGAGGAAGUGGCUUACUACUGCGCAUUCGUGGGUGCCUUUGGCGAGAAUUCGUGCAAUCCGCGAACAUUAGGUUCCUCUCAUCUUAACCGAAUGGUAUCCCUUGAAGGCAUUGUCACCAAAUGCUCUCUCGUUCGACCGAAAGUGAUACAAAGUGUGCACUAUAGUGAGAAGAAGAACAAAUUUUUCGCCAGAAAGUAUAGAGACCAGACUAUGACAGCCAGUGGGGUCACGAACUUGAAUGUGUAUCCGCAAGAAGAUGAUGAGAAAAACCCUCUCAUUACGGAAUUCGGAUACUGUACCUACAUGGACCACCAGUCCAUUUCGAUCCAGGAAAUGCCUGAGAGAGCACCCGCUGGUCAAUUGCCCCGUGGGGUCGAUGUUAUCCUUGACGAUGAUCUAGUUGAUCGUGCUAAGCCAGGAGAUCGCAUUCAACUGGUGGGAAUAUUUCGCUCCCUAGGAAAUAGAGGUGCAGGAUCAGGAUCAUCAACUUUCCGGACCGUUGUUCUCGCAAAUAAUAUUAUUCAACUUUCUUCUAAAUCUGGUGGUGGAAUUGCGCAAGCCACACUGACAGAUACUGACAUCCGCAACAUCAAUAAAUGGGCCAAAAACAGAAAGACGAAAAUUUUUGACAUGUUAUCUCAAUCACUGGCCCCUUCUAUUUAUGGACAUGAAUACAUCAAGAAGGCUGUUUUGCUUAUGCUUCUGGGCGGUAUCGAGAAGAACUUGGACAAUGGUACUCAUCUCAGGGGUGACAUCAAUAUACUCAUGGUUGGCGAUCCUUCCACUGCGAAAUCACAGAUGUUACGAUUCGUCCUGAAUACUGCGCCUCUAGCGAUUGCCACCACUGGUCGAGGAUCAUCAGGUGUCGGUCUUACUGCGGCUGUAACAUCUGACAAAGAAACUGGAGAACGAAGACUAGAAGCCGGUGCAAUGGUGCUUGGUGAUCGGGGUGUUGUCUGUAUCGACGAGUUCGAUAAGAUGAGUGAUGUUGAUCGCGUUGCUAUCCACGAAGUGAUGGAACAGCAAACGGUUACGAUUGCGAAAGCAGGUAUUCAUACGUCCUUGAAUGCCAGGUGCAGUGUUAUUGCGGCUGCAAACCCAAUAUAUGGCCAAUAUGAUCCCCAUAAAGAUCCACACAAGAAUAUUGCUCUUCCUGACUCGCUACUUUCCCGUUUCGAUUUGCUGUUUAUUGUUACCGAUGAGCCAGAAGAUAAGGGUGAUAGGCUAGUGUCAGAACACGUGCUACGCCGACAUCGUUACCGUCAGCCAGGUUCUGAAGAAGGGGUACCAGUUCGUGAAGGAGCUACGCAGACUCUGGGUAUUGGACUAGAAGAAUCACAAGAUUCCAACCAACCCACGGAGCCCCUUGAAAAAUACAAUGUCAUGUUACACGCCGGCAUGUCUGCAACCAGCAAGAAUGGCAACGUCGAGGUAUUCAGUUUGCCAUUUAUCAAAAAGUACAUCCAAUACGCGAAGUCCAGAAUAAAACCGGUCUUGACAAAGGGGGCUGCAGAUCAUAUUGUUGCCACUUAUACGGCUCUGCGAAAUGACGAUCUCUCAGGCAACCAGAGGAAGACAUCGCCCAUGACGGCACGUACACUUGAGACACUUAUUCGUCUAUCCACUGCUCAUGCUAAAGCACGGUUAUCAAAUCGUGUGGAAGAGAAGGAUGCGAAAGAAGCGGAGGCUAUUUUGCGGUUUGCUUUGUUUAAGGAAGUCGUGGAAGAUGCAAGAAGAAAGCGACGCAAAGUGACCACAUUUGAUUCUGAUGAGGAAUCCGACGAGUCGGACUCCGAUGAUGAGGAUGACGAAUCAUCCGGCCCUGGUACAAGUCAACAAACCAGCAGGCGACCAGGUUUAAGGUCUACACAGACUGCUGAAGAAUCUGUCAGUGCUAGAAGCGACUUCGCGGGUGGUUCUCUAGACCCACAGCUACAAUCUAGCGGCCCUACACGAGACCAGACUGCGACUGCAUCUCAGUUAUCUUUUGCAUCUUCUCUUCCAGCAUCACAGCUCCUUGAUUCACAGACUGACGACUCCCAAGCAAGCUCGUCUGCCCCCAUUCAGCCCGCGCGGCUGAACAUCUUCCGUCAGACUCUUGGGCCACUGAUGUCCCAAGUGUUCGUCAAUGACGACAGUGCGGAUUUGGAAGCACUAAUCGGUGCUGUCAACACUGCAGUCAGGGCAAACCCAAGCCUGGGUGAGCGAAAUGUGUUCCAGAGGCAGGAAGCUAUCCAGGCAUUGAAGGUGAUGAAUGACAGAAACGAAUUAAUGUACCUUGAGGAGGACGAGACAGUCUACAGAAUCUAA